Molecule: messenger RNA, 1135 nt
Organism: Otolemur garnettii (small-eared galago)
Lineage: Eukaryota; Metazoa; Chordata; Mammalia; Primates; Galagidae
Gene: MUC3A
Product: mucin 3A, cell surface associated
Exons: 11
Coding region: 1-1044 (347 amino acids)
Source: RefSeq, a predicted model, not a curated record
AUGGCCACCUUCAAGGCCUUUCGGGCUGCCGUGCCCCCUGGGCCCAUGCCGCUGCUCGGGCUGCUCGGGCUCCUCGACCUUCUGUGGUUGCUCGGGGGCUCCCCAGGGGCCGCAGGCACCUGCUACAAUGGUGGCACCUGGGAACAGGGCUUCUGCCUUUGCCCCCCAGAGUAUUCUGGGGACCACUGUCAGUUCCAGGAGAUCAGGUGCCAGAAUGGGGGUACAUGGGACGGUCUCAAGUGCCGCUGCCUCAGCACCUUUUAUGGCUCCCGCUGCGAGUUUGCCGUGGAACAAAUAGACCUAGACACAGUGGAUGCUGAAGUGGGCAUGGAGGUAUCUGUUGACCAGAAGUUCUCUCCAGACCUCAAUGACAAUACUUCCAAGGCCUACAGGGAUUUCAGCAAUGCCUUCCAGAAUCAGAUGCAGAAGAUUUACCAACAUGUGCAGGGGUUCAAGGAUGUGCAGAUCCUGUCCCUGAGGAAUGGCAGCAUUGUGGUGGACUACGUGGUCCUGCUGGAGCUGUCCUUCAGCCCCCAGCUGGAUAGCGAGUAUGAGAAGGUGAAAAUGGCCCUGAAAGAGGAGCUCCAGAAUGCCAGCCAGGAUGGGGACAGCUGCCGGGACACCCAGACUCUAUGUUUUAAGCCUGACUCCGUCAAAGUGAACACCACCACCAGGACAGACCUGACUCCAGAAGCCAUCUGCCGCCGCGCCGCUGCCAAAGGCUAUGAGGAGUUCUACUUCCCCUUGGUGGAGGUGAAUCGGCUCCGCUGUGUCACCAAAUGCACGUCGGGCGUGGAUGGCGCCAUCGACUGCCACCAGGGCCAGUGCAUUCUGGAGAAGAGCGGUCCUACUUGCCGGUCCUGGGAAGAGGACAGAAAAUGCUUCGAGAUCUGGAAUGAGGACACCGUGGGGACUUUUUCAAACAUGGGCUUCGAGGACGACAGGAUAGUCAAAGAUGAAAACUUCCAGGUGGCCUUGGAGACUGUGGACACCAAUAUCAGGGUGCACAUCCAGAGACCUGAGAUGACCUCGUCGUCAGUUUGAGCCCUUCCCAGGAUGGAACCAUCUGCACUGUGUCCAUUUCAAGAGCUGGUGCAAGGGCUUGUGCAGUCCAGGUUGUCCUUGGGUGAAAUGA